Molecule: messenger RNA, 571 nt
Organism: Meloidogyne enterolobii
Lineage: Eukaryota; Metazoa; Nematoda; Chromadorea; Rhabditida; Meloidogynidae
Source: the annotation of a GenBank genome assembly
CUAAAAAUGUUUCUAAAAUGCCAACAUUCAACUUCUAAACCAAUUUCUACAUUAUUACUCUUCCUCACAAUAUUUCUAUUCCUACAUUCCGUAACUCCUCUUGGAUUCGGAGGAAUUUUAGGCGGAACAGGCGGAGGAGCCUGCUCAACUUCAAGCUGUAAUUGCCAACCUGUAGCACAACAAGCACCACCACCCGUUCCUGUAUGCUCUCCACAACUUCCCCCGCCUCCAGCUCCUUUAUGUGCCCCAGCAUUUCCUGCUUUACCUACGUUACCUCCACUUCAACCUUUGCAAUUCCCCCAACUUCAAUUACCUACAUUCGGUAAUAGUUUUGGUUGUUCGUCGUGUUCCUCAAAUGUUGCGGCCGCUCCUCUACCACCACCUCCCCCACCUCCUCCUGCACCUUUGUGUUCAUCCGGCUGUUGUGGCUCUAGCAAUGCCAAUUGUAAUCCUCCAAAUAACAAUCAGGCAGCCUAUGCCAACAAUAACCGUCACAACAACAACAAUAAUAAUCAAGGAGGAUAUUCAGAAAAAUUUUAAAAGAUAGAAAAGAGCAAUUCAGGAUUUGAUG